CAAAGUAAACAAGAUGGAAGACGACGGAGGCGUCUUUGCGGGAGAAACCGUGGAAGAGUUUCGCACUUAUGAGGACUUCUUAGAUUCUCAGAUAAAACCUCUGGAUUUAUUUUACCUCGAGGAUCAGGAACUGGCCCGCCAGCUGGUGGAGCUGGGCCACAAGGGUAGCAGUUUGGAGAGAGAGGAAUUUGAGACAAGGAAAGCAGCUGCCGAGGCCUCCAGGCUUGCUUCAGGGAGCCAACAGAAGAAGCUGGCAAGUACAGGAAAGGAACUCAAAGAUAACUUCCUGAGAGCCCUGGCGGAGCGGGAGGAGGCUAACCGCAGUGGGGCAAUGACUUCCAUCAUUUUCAUAAGGGACCGAAAUUCUCACGGACAGGAAAUAUCUGGGUAUAUAGACUACUCCCACCGACUAAAAUCUGAAGACUUUGAACCAUAUUUCAGCGGAAAGAAAAAGCUCAUGCCAAAACCAACUGACUUAAGCUUCUACAACUGGGGAACACAGGUGGCCAAACAUAAUGCCAGCACAAACUAUGAGGUAAUCACAGAAAAUCCAAGCGGCCUGCUCUUCAAGUGCAAGAACGACAGGAAAAUCUUGAAUGUUGACCCAGAGGCAGCACCCGGCGAUAGCUCCAUCCGAACUCCUGUCCAAUGUGACCUAUAUUUGCAUGUUGUCAUUUAUGACCACGUCACCAGAAAACCUGCAAACAGUUCCUGUGCACCGCUCUCCAAUUAAAUGUAUUAAAAAGCACUUGGAGCCUCUAAUUUAAUCUACAUUAAAGCAGUUUUAAUCUUAUAUAUUUCUGACUCCAUAUUGUGGCACAACAUCUGGAUGCAUAGAGUGGCAUAUUAAUGCAAUAGUCAUUUAACAGUGUCUGAAUAAAAAAAUAAGAAAAAAGAAAAUGAUUAUUUUUUGUCUUAUUUAUUUUUUAUUAAUUACUGUGUGCUUUUUAAAAUAUUUAUCAUCUAAUUACACCUUUGAGACACUUGGUGACAUGACUCUCAGAGACUGUCUGAUGAUGCAGUCACUUACUUUGAAACCUGAGCUUUGUAUUGUACUCUUAUCUAAAACAACUCCUCUGUUUGUCUGAACAAAUCAAAGAUAAAGCCCUUUAGAAAGAUGGGGGUUCUUUCAUGUCCCCGCAUGA
Molecule: messenger RNA, 1145 nt
Organism: Carassius gibelio (silver crucian carp)
Lineage: Eukaryota; Metazoa; Chordata; Actinopteri; Cypriniformes; Cyprinidae
Product: cilia- and flagella-associated protein 299-like
Exons: 6
Coding region: 14-733 (239 amino acids)
Source: RefSeq, a predicted model, not a curated record